Cucurbita maxima (winter squash) is the source of this 523-nucleotide messenger RNA. RefSeq lists its product as uncharacterized. The transcript has 5 exons. The record is from RefSeq and is a predicted model, not a curated record. Bases 1 to 435 code for a protein of 144 amino acids. NCBI's taxonomy places the organism in Eukaryota, Viridiplantae, Streptophyta, Magnoliopsida, Cucurbitales, Cucurbitaceae.
AUGAGUGAGAUAAAUAAUUGUAGUGCCCGAAGAAAGAAGAGGGGAGAGAAAGAGAAGAAACAAAAGGGAAAGAAGAUUAGGGUUUUUAAGGAAGGAGGAGGAGAUCAGAUCAGAAUCGACGCCGGAGAUUCGAGUCCUCAAUCUAAACCAACAAUAGUUCAAGGCAAGGUUCUCUCACGAAUCACACCUUCCUAUUUCAUCAAAACGUCCAAGAACUUCAGCGUUAUCUGGUUAAGUUCCGAAGUGAAGGCGGCCAAGAUUGGUGUUCAAAUCAAAGUUUUAAGAAAACAUGAUUUUCGGACCUGUCAAGGAAAUUCCAGAAUUGUUGGAAUCCAUUCCGUCAAGAAAACUCGAACUCGGGAGGGCAUGCGUCAACCAAGUGAGUCAUGUCAUGGAUCGAGGCGAGAAUGCAUGUUGAAUCUUAAUGCAACAUAGGAGUGUCCCAAGGUGUCUAGGAGUCUGUGCAUAAUUUUGUUUAGAUUUGUCAUGCAUUAUUUUGUGAACAGUUUCCAUACUUUUCAUG